Epinephelus moara (kelp grouper) is the source of this 1313-nucleotide messenger RNA. It is a transcript of the gene dpt, whose product is annotated as dermatopontin. The record is from RefSeq and is a predicted model, not a curated record. The coding region runs from base 1 to 576 and encodes 191 amino acids. NCBI's taxonomy places the organism in Eukaryota, Metazoa, Chordata, Actinopteri, Perciformes, Serranidae. Gene Ontology annotation, molecular function: extracellular matrix structural constituent. Gene Ontology annotation, biological process: collagen fibril organization. Gene Ontology annotation, cellular component: extracellular matrix. The transcript is spliced from 4 exons.
AUGAAUCCUGCUCUGGUAGUGUUGGCGUCGUGUCUGCUGGCCACAGUGGCAGCUCAGUCUCAAGACCACCAUGACAUGGGCUGGGUCAACGGCUACCGCCAGAGCUUUAACUUCCAGUGUCCCCACGGAGAGGUCCUGGUGGCCACCAGGAGCUACUAUAGCGAGGCGGACGGCAUGGACCGCUUGUGGUCGUUUGAAUGCCAGCCCACACCUGAGGGUCUGGGGGAGCCCACUGACUGCUGGUGGGACGACAUCAGCCGUGCUGGGAUGGAAUGGACUUCAACAUGCACUCGAAACGGCCUGGUAGCAGGCGUACAAAGCAAGUACUUUGAAUCUGUCCUUGACCGGGAAUGGCAGUUCUACUGCUGCUAUUACAAACGCCGCUGCCCCUACUCCUGCAUGAAAACCAAUGACAUCCCUGAAUACUUCAGAGAAGAGGCAGAGAUGGUGGUUCCCAGCUAUGGCUACUUCGUCCGAGGUGCCCAGACCACCUUCAGUGGAGUGCUCAGAGAUCGGCAGUGGAAGUACAUCCUGUGCAGAAUGACAGACUUUGACUGUGAAUUUGAAAAUUUAUAAACUUGUCAGCAGCAUUAUUUUCUUUUCCAUAAACACUGUUAACGACAUAUUUACUCAUUGCAUUUAAACAAACACAUAAUACUGACAUUAUACACAACACUUUCAUUCAUGUAUUCUGAUAAAUGGAUCAACCCCAGGUGUUUGAUAUCUGCCUGUAUAAUCACUGUUUCUUAGUCUAGCAUGCAAAAAUGACUCCUCAUAUAAAGGUGAAUAUUGAUAUAAGCAUCAACACAGAGGGUCUGCAGGGGAUUUGGGCUCCAACGGAUACUGUGGAAAGCUUAAGUGUUUUCAUUUAGUUACUGGAGGAACUGGAAGUCAUUUGGCAUCAUGUGAAAGUGGUUUUCCAAAACAAAGUCAAUUAUUUGAUGCUGCGGUCACGCUGGUGGAAAACACUGCAUCGGGCUCAGCUCCAGGACCUCUUAGUCUGAGGUCACAUGACAGCGAUGGCCAAACAAAAUGGCUUUAGUUGGACCAUUUUCACGGUCAUAAAAGCAUUCAGUGAGCGUUAGGUGUGACUGAUUGGGAUAUUGUCUCGGAGGUAACAGUUGUGUGUGUGUGUUGCAAGUAAUGAGAAGCUCUUUCAGAAUCACUGGCGUCAUGAGCUUUGUGUGCGAAGGAAGCGUCCCACCUGCUUUCAAUUGACUUCAAAUCUCUCCUUUAUUAAAGUGUCUUGUUCUCUUUGGCAAUACUGUACUAGCACUCAUGUAACUGUACUGUGUGAAAAUGGGAUUAAAACC